GUCGCGUGUCCGGGGAAUGCGGGGUUAGUAACCACAUUUAUUUAACUACGCCUUCCCCGGUCUGAGGUCCUGGUAGGCAUUACACAGGAAGAAAAGCGGUGCAGGGAAAAAGAAACGGGACGCCCUCCUUCUCCUCCUCCUCCUCUUCCUACUCCUCCUCCUCUCUAGGCGGAUAACGGUGUCCAAGAAGUUAUUCAGGACCGACGCAGACAAUAGCACGGAGACUGUGAUAUCUACCCUUGCUUUGAUACUUGUCCAUCACUCCUUAUUAAUGCUGCUCGCGUCCCUAUUGUGCCACACCAAGAGGAGAACACUCGGCUGAAAUCGUAUGAUGGAGGAUUUGGGUGAGUAAUAACGCUGUUCUCCGUUUCCACUGUUGGAAGUGCAUGUUGGGAUAUCUGUUAGGGAUCUUUGGGAAGGGGCGGUGUGCCCACACAGAGGAAAUAAGGUCUCUGUUCAGUCUGGCAGUCACAAGGGAGGAGAAGCAGCUUUCCUUUACCCGCUGGGCCAUGGCUGAGGAUGUCAUCCAGAGGGUUAUGUUAGCUUUCAAUGGAAACAAAUUAAAGCACAGUAAAGUAGUGUUAAACCUCUAAACAUGACUCCUACUUUUAUGUUCUUUCCUAUCUUCUGAUACCACAUAAUCAAAGUAAGUCUACAGACCAUAGUCCUACCUAUGUGUUCGCUUUAAUGGGCCUCACAUACACUCAAACAACUCAAUAACUGGUACCCCCUUCACAUUUCUAUGUGUCUCCCUAUCCGGCAUAUAGCGUUUGGCGCAUACUCUGUAAAUUCAAUCGAUGUUAAAUUAGAUUUCAAGGGGGGCGGCUAUACAGAGUGGGCUUUCUCUUCCAUUAAUUGAAGAGUCAGGGCGGCUGCAUGAGGUUCAACAGAGUGUAUUCCCGUUUUAAAGACGUCUGGGACUGUGCUGUCUUCUUCAACUUAGAUGGGAGAUCUCUUGUCUUUCUCUGAACAACAUGAGAAGCUGCCUCUUUGUGUUUGGAUAUAACUGUGUUGGAGAGGCCCUGAAAUAGCCCAGGGCCACACUGCUAUUUCAAAAAGCCACAAGAGUUCAAUGGAAAUAGAAAGGCCUUUCUGCCUCUGCUGCCCAUUCCCUCUCUUGGGUCCACUACAAAAAAAAAUGGUGGAUUUAUGCUUUUCAAGCCAUGCUGGAAGAAAUGGUUAGUUGUAGCUGAGCACAUCUGGGUUGGACAGCGUAAAGAGGGAAAGAGUGACUGGGUGAGUGGUCAUGUUGUAAGUUUAUGUAUCAGAUCUGGCGAGGCUUUUCGGUGAGAGAGACCACUUGUUAGAGAAGCCUUUCGCCAAGACAAACAAGUCGACAGGCAGCUCUAAAUAUGGUCAUAAUUCCCAUAGAGAGAAGUUCAGCUCCUUAUAUGUGCAGUUUAGUCUGUAAGAGUGUGUGUGUGUGUAAGAGAGACACACACUCAGCAGGGAGGAGGAUGGCCAGUAGUAUAUGUACAAGACUCUCACCACAUGGUAGUACCAGAAGUGUGAGUCAUCCAAGGCAGAGGGAACCACAGAGAUGAACCAGGGCAGUUUAUUGUUUCACUGGGAGGAAAAAAGGUUUAACUGGUACAUGUAUUUAUGAAAAAUCUAUGAUACCAGUUUACUUGGGCAGCUAGAGCCUGAAAAUGAAAGGUUUUAAGUCUACUAAGUGUCUACAUUCAAAGUAAGAAUAACAAAAUGAACUGAAAUGUUGUCUUCACGCCACCAUAAAGGUCUAGUUUUGAGCUCAAGCUAGUGGACAAAAAUCCCCCAAAGUGCUCGAAAAUUAAUCUAAUUUGAACAUCUGCCACUGAAGGUAAUGCGGCAUGAAUGAAAACCAUAGUGCAGCGAUUUUCUGAGUCACACAAACUACAAAACCAAAGCAAAACCAGCGUAACCGGUCUAUCUGCAGUGAUGAGGUCUUUAGCAUAAGGUUGCAGUUAUAGCUUUUAAGAGGGACAGCACCUUAUUAAAAAAGGUCUAACUACAACCAUGUGUUCUGACCUCAUCCCUGCAGGACCUGUCUGUGCUGUCCUGCCUGUUGUUGUGAUGAUAUAAGUACUAAUUUGGCUUGUGUUUGGUGAUCCCCUAUAUACUUGACUUGUGUCAUUCUUGACUAGGACCUACAGUAUAUCAAGGAUUCCCAAUCAUGGUCUCCUCGUGGCCCGGCUGGACACUAGUUCUCAAUAAACUUUCAUAAGCCGACGGCACAGGAUGCACCUCCUACUAAUCGGAAUCCAUUUGAACAAGCUGCAGCUCAAAGGUUAUUAAAAGUCAUAAAUAUAUAGUUAGACCAUUUAGUGUCUCAUAUUAGGAGAGCAAAGUGCUUACUAAAAAAAAGAGCAAACCUAAACAUCAACAGGUAACUUUAUUUAUCUUUAAAUUAUUUUCUUUUUACUCUUUAACUAUUUUAUUUAAGUAAAGAACUCUAAAGAGAGUCAAAGAUUUGCCCAUUUGGUUUAGUUUAAAUUACUUUUAGGUUUCAGGUCACUUUUGUAUGUUUUUUGUCUCUAAGGGCCUGUGUCCACUACUACAAUUUUUUGAAUAUUUUCUAUGGAGAUCAGCACAGUUAAUUUUUUCAGUGCUCAGCAUCCCAAACAGAAAAACACUCUCUUCUGUGCGGUGUUUCUAAAAAUAGUUUUAUAUUAUAUUUAAAGAUCUAGAUUAGUUUUAGGUUUCAGAUCAGUUUAUAUGUUUGCUGUCUCUUAGGGCCUGUGUCCACUAGUACCAUUUUUGCAUGUUUUCUAUGAAGACCAGCACAGUUCAGUUUUUCAGUGCUCAGCAUCCCAAGUAGAAAAACACUCUCUUCUGUGAGUUGUUUUAAAAAAAAAAAAAAGUUUAAUAUUUUGGGUAUUUUUGCCAUGAUUGGAUAGAAAGUUGAAGAAAGACAGAAAAUGUAGGGAGCAGAGUAAGCAGACUGCCAGGCCAUCAGUGCUGUUGCAGUGUUAUUCCAGCUUUCUCUAAGAAACGAUCAUUUUCCAGCCCCCCUCUUUACUUACUAUGAUUGUGACUUUAAUCACAGAGUACAGAGACAGGCAGAUGCCAUUUAGUGUCAUUGUGGAAUUUGCAGGAUCCAGUGUUUGAAGGAUAUUCUGCUUUUGUGUAUUCUUCUGUCCGCUGCCAGUCUGAAAUGUUUAGGAAGUAUGAUAGUCUGUCUCUGGAUCCAGCCUUUGAUUCUUCUAAAUUAUAUCCAGUUUAGAUCUCUUGACAAUAAAGGGACCAAAACCACUGCUACUUCUCUACAACAUAAAGUUUUGUAAUGACUCAUGUCAGCUCCCUUUUUACAAACCCCAGCUCUGCACGUACAAGGAUUUGUCAACACUAAAUGAUGUCAUUCAGCUGCGAACAUAACUCUUAAGCAAGUGUAGUUUCUCGACAGCUUCCUCUUCUGCAGAUAUCAGCUGCCACAUUCCUCCUCUGCUUCCUGUCUCUAUACUGGCAUGUCUUUGAUAUGAAUGCUGAAAUGUUUGUGAGCUCUAAUAAUCUCAAUGUGCUGAUGGAUUAUCUCUGGGGUUGUGUCACUUCUGACUGGUCUAUCCUCUGACUGAUGAGUGUACGAGGAUGUUUACUGUCCUCUGUGUAGUGUCUGAUGUGUGGGCUGAUUUUACUGCUGCUGCUGUAUUGGUCACAUAUGGCCUCUCUGUCUUUCUUUAGGAGAGCCUGAGCCACCUAAUUACCCUCUCAGUCCUCGUAUUGUUGUGUUUGGUACGUAACUGUCUGUGCAUGUGUUGUCAAUGUGCAAGUACGUCAUUUUAUCUUCCAUCUGCUCAUUUUUUGUCUGUCUACCACUGCAUGGCCUCUCAUCCAUUCCUUAAACGCCUCAUCAAACUCAUUUAAUCACUACAACCAUGAAGCUCGACAGAGGUGUAAAUCUUUCUGUACAUCAUUUUUUUCCCGGUUACUCUCCAUCCCCGUCAUCCAGAUGCCUUGCUUGCUGAUCUGGAGAACACCGGCUCCCCUUUAGCUCGGUGUCCUGUCCUGUUGACCUCUGACCCCCCACAAAACACUGACCUUUCCACCCAAGACACCACCCAAGCCCGCCCACCGCCACCAGCCUAUACGCCUCAGCAGGUAAACAGUUCAACUGCAGGGGUGAGUUCAGACUAAUAUUCUCAUGGUAGACUCUGCUCUGAGACAUAUUCUUCGUAAAUUUAUGCAGCUUCUGUGUCAUUUCUUGCCUGGGAAGCUGAACUGAUUUUGAGUUUCUGUUGUUUCUUAGACUGUUUCUGCUGCAAUGAAAUCUUCCCAGAACUCCAAUCCAGACAAACUGUACAGGUAAAUCUAAUUUUACCUCAUGAUAAAGUUAUACUAGAAAAAUCAGGGCAUUUCUUUAAACUUUGUUAAGAAUAGAUUAUUUCAGUUGGCCUGUAAGUAACAUGACAGCCUAAAACUAGUCGAAACUACAUGAAAAACAGACAAAAAGACAUUUGUUAUUUUCUCUAUUUUCCGAGAUAAGUGUGAUUUAAGCUUCUGUAACAGAAAAGGAGAAUAUUCAGCAGCAAAAUGACUCAUUUCUUGAGUGCAGCAGUCACCAGCAGUUCAUGACAAAGUGACCACUAUGACCCCAACCGCAUCAUUGGCGUCAAAAUGUUUCCUAAUCUGUUUUAUUUUUGUGUGCACCGCCCUUUUUUGUCCCCUUGUUACAGCACGGUGUGUAAACCACGCUCUCCCCGCACAGCAGAUCCUCCCCCAGCCUUCUCCUCCUCCUCGCUGUUGGGAGGAGGCCUGAGUGAACUGGACCAUCUGUUACAGGAGCUGAACGCCACCCAGUUUAACAUUACAGGUUACUGUCUAUAUGUGUGUGUAUGUACGCACUCCACGCUGAAGUUACUCUUGUCUUACAUCAUUUCAUUUUUGUAAUCAGAUGAGAUCCUGGCCCAGUUUCCUUCUUCUAAAAAGGAUGACAGGGAUAAGAUGAAGGAUAAGGCAACCACCUCCUCUUCCAGGUAGAUAUAUUGGUUCGAUCAAUCAAGAUAAUUUGACAGGAAAUAAGAAAAUAGAUUUCCAAAUGACCCUGAAUAUAUCAGAAAAGACUGAUUGCAUUUUCUUGCCAAGAGAGCUUUUUUAGAGUGAGUACACCAUAAAACCUCCAAACAUACUCUUUUAUUUAUCUGUUUUUGUUGUUGUUUUCUUUGUAGCUCUGCAAAGCCAUCAGCAACAUCAGCCACACUGGAACUGGACAAACUGAUGGCUUCUCUGUCUGACUUCAGAGUCCAGAGCACGGUAUGAGUCCACACAACCACUUUAACUGAACCUGACAGAUCUGGUCUACAGCUUUUAUCAAAUUCAAGAGUUUAGUUUGAACCACGUCUUCCCAACUGUUCCUACCACACUGGUAAAUGAAGAUGCUCUCUUGACUUCUUAUUUACCUCACUGUUACUGACCAGAGCACAAGCCUCCCUGAGAAAAACAUCAUCAUCAGACAGGACCUGAAGAUGGAAAAUUGUCUUGGUGUAGAAGUUAAAGAAGUUGUAGUCCUAUUUAGUAUGGAUUUUAACCAAGUCAGUCCACUUUUCAGCAAGCAAGUAGAGAUAAUAUGAGGAAAGGAAGUGGUCCUGUCGUUUUGUUUGGUUGAAGCGUGCAGUCCAGCUGCUGGUUAUAAACAGUUGCAAGGGAGGUUCUACGAAUUGAGGCUUGAAAAGGAACAUUUGUACUUUUGUAGAGAGCGUUUGUACAUGUUGAUCCACUCAAAAAAACAUGGACUACUAUGACUUUUUGUCAUUCCUAAUCCUAAAGAGGAGCCUUUCUGUCAUUCUGUUGACAUCUCUGUGUCCAGUGAGGAAGUUUACCUCUCUGUACAUUUUUACUUCCAGGCAUUAUCAGCGUAAAUAUUCCCGAAUAUCUCCUUAUGGCACAACAAAUCAGGAAAUGCCACUGCUUUUAGAGAGCUGAGCUGCUGGGUUAAGUUGCCACAUUUAAAAUCCAGUUUGAGUGUCUACAUGAUAGGAUAGACAACGCCCAGUAUUUUAUGUAACCUACCAUCCCAUUUGUUUGUUUGUUUGAUCCAGAUUUUGGUCUGGGAAAUGUUAUGAUUUCAGUCUGUAAUGUCCAAUCACAUAUUAGCAGGCUACAGUGGACCAAAAGCAGACAGAUCAGAGCCCACAGAGAAGACAACCAGGCCUCUAUCAGCAAUAAUCCGAUUACUAUUUAUUUAUCUCUAUAUUCAGAUGACUGCAUGCCAGUGCAGAACAUUUGGAUAAAGAAUUUUAUUUACUUGAAAAAUCGGUUUGAUGUGCUUUAUUUAGCUCGUCUAGUAAACAGAAACGAUCAAUUUGACCUCCAUUCACCCAACAAUCCUUAAAAAAGUUGUUGUCUCCUUCAUUAGAUGACAGACUUGAUUUAUCUUGUACUUUUAAUUUGUCCAAAUCUGAUUCAUCAUGCUGUGAUUUUGGCAAACUUUGGGUUCAGUCAGUGGUAAAGAAAUUACCAAUAGCUAACAAAGUCAUACACUUUGUCGUUAUGACUGUGUUAGCGUACUUGUGUUAGCACAAACAUUUUUGUUUUUCUUACCCUCACAGCCAGCUGCACCUGUCACUCCAGCAGUGACAGCGCCACAGCAGCCCGCCGUCCCACCACAGCCCUCAUCUGGCGGCUCUUUAGACAGUAUGCUGGGGCUUCUUCAGUCAGACCUGAGCCGACAAGGGGUUCAAACGUCUUCAAAAGGAAACUGUUCAGCUUGUCAAAAGCCGGUGGUAGGACAGGUGGGUUAUCAGAAUGUGUCUAUGUUAACCGGUUGAAUGGACUGAGCUUAUUUCUAGUCUGUGGUACUAUGAUUCAUUUACCUGCUUUUGAUUCAUGCAGGUGGUCACGGCUCUUGGUAAGGUUUGGCACCCAGAGCACUUUGUGUGCUCUGAGUGUGAGACAGAGUUAGGCAGUCGCAACUUCUUUGAGAAAGAUGGACGGCCGUACUGUGAGUCGGACUACUUCACCCUCUUCUCCCCUCACUGUGCCCAGUGCAACAAGCCAAUUCUGAAUGUGAGAAACUUGGAUGUAUCAUCUGAUUUUGAUGUGAAAUGCUCAAAUUGAAGUAAAGGUAAAAAGUGCAUUUAACCUUAUCUCCUCUAUUUUUGUUUUUGUAGAAAAUGGUCACGGCUCUGGACAAGAACUGGCAUCCAGAGUGUUUCUGCUGUGUGAAGUGCAGCCGAGCUUUUGGAGAGGAAGGUAAUGGGCGGUGUGAACUGUAUCCUGUCUGGGUUCAAUACAAAACAGCAAACCUCAGCGAGGCAUGCCUCAGAACAUUCCUGUGAAAACAAAAGCUAGCACACAUACAUAUUUCUAUUGUUCAAUUUUUCAUAUUUAAAUAUUUGGUAUAUAAUAGUAUGAAAUCUGUUUGCAUUGUAUUCAACAUUUUGAAUGAAUCUCAAGACUCUGUAAUAUUACUUUAAAAUCUAGCUGAACCUUUAAAAGCCAUUUAACCGUUUGAUUUCAACCGUUCUUUAAAGGGGAGAUAAUUUUUGUUGUAAAGGCAGUUUUAUCCUUACAAGGCUUCGGACAAAACAUCUUAAUUUUGGCAUGGAAAUGUCCUUUUUUUUUACACAAACAAGCUCAGAAACAUAAAAGAAUGUUGGUCUCUAAGAAAUUAGAUCAGCUAAACCUCUAAUAACAAUAAAAAAGCCUGAAAGUUUGAUGUUCUGCAGACCAAAACCACAUGGAAACUGUUUAUUCUGUGAUUUUUCCCUGCAUCAUCCAGUUAAUUCAACGUUUAUCAAAGCAACUCCUGGUCUGAGUAAAACUGUGACCGUGUCUUGUGCAGGUUUCCAUGACCGUGAGGGCCAGCAGUACUGCCAGCAGUGCUUUUUGACUCUGUUUGCCUCACGCUGCCAAGGCUGCAGCCAGCCCAUCCUGGAAAACUACAUCUCAGCUCUCAACUCUCUCUGGCACCCGCAGUGCUUCGUGUGCAGGGUAAGUGUUUCCUUUAGGGUUUGAGGGCAAGGUCACUGGCAAUGUUUGUUGCAUUUGGCAACCAGACAUAAGGUGAGACGCACGUUCAGUGCUAAGGAACUGCAGAGCUAACAGUGGCAGUGCACUGCUUGCAUUUGCAUACUUUUAAAUAAAUAAGCUACUAUGCAUGUAGUUUACAAAUACUGGAAAUAACAGCUACAUGUUAUUAAAGUUACAAUCUUUAAAAAGAUUUUGAGAGAUAAUGACAAAAAUUCCAAAACUUAUGUAGCUUUUUAUGACGUCCUUUACUUUUAAUAUAAUCACAAUCCAACAAAAAACAAGAGCAAACUUCACAAAGCUGUGAAACUGAAUUGCGUUUGCACUGGAAUAUUACGGUGAUAUGUUUUGUCAGUCAGUCCUUGAUGCACCUGGGGUUGAAUGACACACAAUCCUCUGAGCUAUCCGCAGCCACAGUCCAUUCUUGGUGAAAUUACCCUGUGCUACUGCAUGCUAAACCAUAAUUUUGACUUGGUUAAUACAAUAAUGGAUACAGUGAUUUUAAGAACAGUUAAUAUUAAAGCCUAUGAUUUAAUUUCUUCAUAUAAAGAUAUCCCAAACAUAAAAGGGAAACCUUUGUAUGCAGAUGAUGCAGGCGUCACAUCACUGUCACAGGUGUUGGUCAUGGGGUGAUCACCCCUUUUCGUGCAGAAUAAUACGGUAGUUUGUUUUGCCCUGAGUUGUUUUGCUACUAGAUUUAGAAGCCUUCACCCUGCCUCCUCUCCUUUCCACACUUAAAGCAUGCAAGAACAAGGCUUUAAUACACAAGAGAGCACUUUCUAAUGCUUGUAUUCGUUUGAAGCAGUGGUGAGUACUUUAAGGAACAACUUGUCACGACUUGUUAUCAUACAUUUAACUUGAGUUAAGCCCUAUGCUCCUCUAGGGAGCAUAGUUCAUUAACAGAUGUCUUCUAUUUCACUUGGUUGUUGGCAGCAUUUACGUCAGCUCCCCAUUUUAGCCCACUCCUAGACAUUACUACCUUGAUACCUCUUCCUUUUAGCGACUUCUUGUCCCUGUUCCCUGUGGCUUCUAUUUCACAGCUUGUUGGAUGAUUUUUGUGGCAGGUUUUCUGAGGAUAUGUCCAAUUUAACUGAAUAUAAACCCUCUUAAGGGCUACAAGAUUACAGUCCAAGAUAGUGUUGUAUACACUGAUAAAUCUACCACCGAUCCAUGAAUCACACAGUCCAAACUGUGAAGAGGGGUCUGAAUGGAUUACAGACCAACUGUGACAGAGUUUGGUUGCUGGCUUGUUAAAAAAUGUGUUUUAGAUGUUCAGUCACAUUUUUUAAAUCCUUUUACAGCACUUCAAAUAGGUCAUGGGACGAUUCUGGGAAAAACAGACAGAUAUUUGAUUCAUAUGAUUUCUAGAGCAAAGUACCCAACGAACAGCUACACUGCUGUGAUGUUACUCAUUACACACAGAUGAGACUGGGGUUGGGGUGUGUAAUUUUUUAACUUUGUGAGUAUGAGCAGCUUGAAAUAAACAGUUUUCUUACUGAAACUCCUCCUUUAAACCAAACACUAAAAAUAAGUUGGAUUAUGUCAUGAGAAACUUUUCAUUUCACAUGUCAAAUUAGUAAUUACAGCUCCCGAAGCCAGUGCUCACUGUGUCUCUGUUUCUCUUUCUCUCUUCAGGAGUGCUACAGCCCCUUUGUCAACGGUAGCUUCUUUGAACACGAGGGAAAGCCGCUGUGUGAGGCCCACUACCACCAGUCCCGUGGCAGCAUGUGUCAGGCCUGCCAGCAGCCCAUCCUGGGACGCUGUGUCACUGCCAUGGGGGCCAAGUUCCACCCUCACCACCUGGUGUGUCACUUCUGCCAGAAGCCACUGAGCAAAGGCUGCUUCAAGGAGCAGGAGAACAAGCCGUACUGCCACCCCUGCUUCGUCAAACUCUGCGGUUAAAGACACAGAAGGCCUCUUCUGUGAAGAAGACGCUGUAUGAGUUUGAGUUCUCAUUCUCUUAUUUUUUUUUUUUACUGCAGAAGUGAGGGUGGAGCUGGUCUCUUUCUUGGCUUUAAGAAUAUUAGAGUUGAAUUAAGAGAACCAUCCAACCUGAUUACUUUUUUUCUUUUACAAAAAACAAACGAAAAACAAAAACAGACUGCAUCAGGACCAAGCAUUGCCUAGACAGAUACCAAAAGAUACCAAAUGUUUUUUGUCAUGUAUGUAAAUGUAUGUAAGUCUUUUACAUACUGUAUUGAUUCAAAUUGAAUAUGUAAAAAAAUAUUUUACCAAAGAUUGAAAAGAAACAGUAUGUUGAGAGAUAGUGUACUGUUUCAGGAAAUCCCCUUUAAUAUAUUUGCUUUGAAUGGUAAACAGUAAAAGUGCCAAUGCAAAUGCAUUUAUAUAUUGUAUGCUGCCUGCCAUGUAGUGUAUGUUUUGCUGUAGCAAACUAAGCUGUUUAAUGUUUAAUGUCGGAUAUUGUGCAUUAUUCUCUCACAUCUGCUCUAUGCAAAUUGCCAAAGACAUUUUCAAAGUGAAAAAUAAAGGACGACACAGAUUGUU
This is a messenger RNA of Xyrichtys novacula (pearly razorfish), 10446 nucleotides long. The record is from the annotation of a GenBank genome assembly. NCBI's taxonomy places the organism in Eukaryota, Metazoa, Chordata, Actinopteri, Labriformes, Labridae.